Messenger RNA from Daphnia pulicaria, 1616 nucleotides. RefSeq names its product alpha-(1,3)-fucosyltransferase C-like. Gene Ontology annotation, molecular function: alpha-(1->3)-fucosyltransferase activity. Lineage: Eukaryota; Metazoa; Arthropoda; Branchiopoda; Diplostraca; Daphniidae. The record is from RefSeq and is a predicted model, not a curated record. The transcript has 2 exons. Bases 137 to 1426 code for a protein of 429 amino acids. Gene Ontology annotation, cellular component: membrane.
AGGUGAAUUGCCUAUAUCGACGACGAAGAAAGUGCCCAGCGACAUCCGCUAUAGUCUCAGUUGAAUCUCCGAAGCACCGAAGGUGAUCGCAUCGCCGUGAUAUCGUUCAAAUUCAUUUCAACUUUCAGUUUCACCAAUGUUUCAACGAUGCAUCGUCUGUUGUCCAUCUUUAAACCUGCGCUGGCUUGCCGGUGGUUUUGUCGGAGCACUCCUGAUCAUCUGUUAUCAACUGAGUGCAUCCGUUGAUCAACAACUGCUGUUGACGUAUAAAGAAUUCCUUCAGCAACAGGUUAUUUCGAUGGUCGACAACUUGUCUCCACCACCACCAGCAACCCCAAUACAGAUUGACAAAAAGUUCAUCAUUCUCUACUGGACGAAAUAUUAUCAUUUCCUUGAUUUCGGCAAUAUCGGACUCGGUGGGAAGCCCUUCGUCACCUGCGAUCGUGUAGGUAUCAACAGCGGCUGCAUGGCGACCACCGAUCGAAAUUUGCUCAACGAAAGCGACGCCGUCAUCUUUCACUUUCGCACCAUCAACGUGAGCGACAUGCCUCCGCCGGAAUGGAGACGUCCUCAACAGCAUUUCAUCUUCUUUGAAGUCGAAUCGCCUGUUCACACCUACCUACCCGCCCUGCGAUGGCCAUCGCUGAAAAGCUAUUUCAACCGAACCAUGACGUAUCGGCGUGACUCUGACGUCGUCUAUCUCCAAACUCACGGCCGACUGAGGUGCAUCAACGAGUCAUCGUCCUGCGUCGACUUCCCGCUGGCCGCCAAGUCAAACAUUCGAAUCGAUUCCGAUCCGGCGGAUCGAUUCCCUGUCAAUCUGACGCUGAAAAACCGAACGGCCGCUUGGUUCGUUUCCAACUGCCAUUCCGACGGAGUUGGGGGAUCGUGGCGUGAAUUUCUGGUGCGCAAUUUGUCACAAUUCAUUCCGGUGGACGUUUACGGUGGAUGCGCUACGGAGGAAGCGAAGAAAUGCCCCAAUCGACCCGCUUGCAACCCGAUGCUCGGUCAAUAUUAUCGAUUCUAUUUGUGUUUCGAAAAUUCACUGUGUCCGGAUUACGUCACGGAGAAAUGCUAUCGGCCCAUGGCGUACGACACGGUGCCAGUGGUUUACGGCGGAUCCGAUUAUUCCCUAUAUUUUCCGGCCGGAUCCUACAUCAACGCCUUAGAUUUCGACAGUCCCGAGAGUCUGGCGAAUCAUCUCAAGAAAUUGAUGACCGACGACGAGCUGUACCUGAGUUACUUUCGCUGGAGAAGGAAGUAUGUGGUCGAUUUGGCACCUAUAGAUUCGUGGUGUCAGCUGUGUCAGAUGCUGAGAGAUCCGGAGCCCAAAAUGUAUGAUGACAUUGGCGCCUGGUGGUCCGGCGAGACGAUCAAUCAAACCUGUUUGAUGAAACCACCCAAAUCUCUUGUCAAUGUUACUUAAUGUUAUUCAAUUUUUGUGGGGUAUUAAAUUUACUGGUGAGUUUAUUUCAUGGUGAAUAUUUCAGAAAUCAAUGCGGUUUGCAGGUUUUGGGGUCUGAUUGAUAAUAAAGUUAAGCAGCCAGUCCUUUUCAUAUAAACUUUGAACUUAAAUAUUAGGGAAAACUUUCAAUAAUUUAAUUUCUAUCCUAUUU